AUGGCCACCAACGGCGCAUCAGAUGAGACGGAUCUCUAUGCCAUCCUAGGUAUAAGCAAAGAUGCUACAAAGUCUGAGAUUAAGAAAGCAUACCACAAAGCAGCGCUACAGCACCAUCCCGAUAAGGUAGCAGAGGACCAAAGAGAGGAGGCAGACGAGAAGUUCAAGACAGUGAGCCAGGCCUACGAAAUUCUUUUUGAUGAGGAGAAGAGGGAAAUGUACGAUGUUCACGGCAUGGCUGCAUUUGAUGGAAGUCGACCUGGUAUGGGAGCAGGCGGGGUUGAUUUGGAUGAUAUUUUGGCGCAAAUGUUCGGUGGAGGUAUGGGUGGAAUGGGAGGUAUGCCGCCUGGAUUUGGGGGACCUGGAGGCCCACGAAAACCACGAAGGGGAGCGGACGAAGAGCAACCAUACAAAAUCACCCUCGAGGACCUGUACAAGGGAAAGACAGUGAAGUUUACGAGCAAGAAAAACGUAAUUUGCAGCCAUUGCAAAGGCAGUGGAGGAAAGGAGAAAGCCAAGCCAGAAACCUGUGGCAGGUGUAAGGGUAGUGGUGUCACCGUUGGCCUUAGAAGCGUUGGACCAGGACUUGUUACCCAAGAAAGAGUUACGUGCGACACUUGUUCGGGAGCUGGUACAAACUAUAGGGAGAAGGACAAGUGUAAGAAGUGCAAAGGAAAGCGUACCACCAAGGAACAAAAGUCAUUGGAAUUAUAUAUACCCAGAGGUGCUAGAGACGGAGAGCGAAUUGUUUUGGAGGGUGAGGCUGAUCAGGUACCUGAUCAAACGCCCGGCGACAUCGUCUUCAUUCUUGAUGAAGAAGAUCACGAAAUCUUCCAGCGAGCUGGCGAUGAUCUUUCUGCGGAGCUUAACAUCACUUUAGCUGAGGCUCUCACAGGGUUUUCAAGAGUGGUCUUGAGACAUCUAGACGGACGUGGUAUCUCGAUAAACCAUCCUCAAGGAAAGGUAUUGGAGCCCGGGCAAAUCUUGAAGGUAGAGGGCGAAGGUAUGCCUUUGAAGAGAAGCGACUCCAAGGGUGAUUUGUACUUGAUUGUAAAAAUCGAAUUUCCUCAGAAUGGUUGGACAGAAGAUGCGGCUACAUUCUCCACUCUGCAAUCAGUCUUGCCUAAACCUGAGCCACCAAUCACGACUGAGGAGAUUGAUGAGGUGGAAUACGAUUCAGAUGCCGACAUUGAAGAUUUCGGUGCAAAUUCUGGAGACCCUCGUGCUGGUGGCGAGUGGGAGGAUGAUGAAGACGAUGAAGGAGGUGCUCAAUGUGCUACCCAGAGCUCUAUGCGCAAAUUGCUGUCAUUCACACGUGAUCAUCAUGGAAGCCCUAACACUUUGCUGCCUCAGAUGGUUUCCGCUAAGAAGCACGUUCCUAUCGUCAAGAAGCGCACCAAGCGUUUCCACAGACAUCAGAGCGAUACCUACAAAUGUGUCGACGCAAGCUGGAGAAAGCCUAAGGGUAUUGAUAACCGUGUCCGAAGACGUUUCAAGGGACAAAUGGUUAUGCCAUCGAUUGGUUUCGGUUCCAACAAGAAGACCCGCCACAUGAUGCCAUCCGGCCACAAGGCUUUCCUCGUCAACAACACAUCCGACGUCGAGCUUCUCCUUAUGCACAACAAGACCUUCGCCGCAGAGAUCUCCCACGCCGUUUCAUCGAGAAAGAGAGUUGAGAUUGUUGCACGCGCUAAGGCACUUGGUGUUAAGGUUACCAACGCCAAGGCCAGAGUUACUACUGAGGUUUAAGCGGAUGGUUUUGUUUGGGCAUUUUGCAUUGGGAUGGGAAUGCUUGUUAGCACAAGCGAAGGGCUUUGCAGAAUUAUAGCAAAAGCUCUUUGAUAAAUGAAGAUCCUUAAGCAAAUCUCUGACCAUCACACGAAGCGCUACAUGUGAUGAUU
Messenger RNA from Botrytis fragariae, 1901 nucleotides. Its product is annotated as putative domain containing protein. Gene Ontology annotation, biological process: translation; response to heat; protein refolding. The coding region runs from base 1 to 1749 and encodes 582 amino acids. NCBI's taxonomy places the organism in Eukaryota, Fungi, Ascomycota, Leotiomycetes, Helotiales, Sclerotiniaceae. The record is from RefSeq and is a predicted model, not a curated record. The transcript is spliced from 9 exons. Gene Ontology annotation, cellular component: cytoplasm; ribosome. Gene Ontology annotation, molecular function: structural constituent of ribosome; Hsp70 protein binding; ATP binding.